Messenger RNA from Bubalus bubalis (water buffalo), 1396 nucleotides. RefSeq names its product BOLA class I histocompatibility antigen, alpha chain BL3-7-like. The record is from RefSeq and is a predicted model, not a curated record. Gene Ontology annotation, molecular function: signaling receptor binding; peptide antigen binding. Gene Ontology annotation, cellular component: external side of plasma membrane. Gene Ontology annotation, biological process: immune response; antigen processing and presentation of endogenous peptide antigen via MHC class I via ER pathway, TAP-independent; antigen processing and presentation of endogenous peptide antigen via MHC class Ib. The transcript is spliced from 8 exons. NCBI's taxonomy places the organism in Eukaryota, Metazoa, Chordata, Mammalia, Artiodactyla, Bovidae.
AGGAUGUGAGUCAUGGAGCCGCGAACCCUCUUCAUGCUGCUCUUGGGGGCCCUGGUCCUGACCGAGACCCUGGCUGGCUCCCACUCCCUGAGGUAUUUCGUCACCGCCGUGUCCCGCCCCGGCCUCGGGGAGCCCCGGUACCUGGAAGUCGGCUACGUGGACGACACGCAGUUCGUGCGGUUCGACAGCGACGCCCCGGAUCCGAGGAUGGAGCCGCGGGCGCCGUGGAUGGAGAAGGAGGGGCCGGAGUAUCGGGAUCGGAACACGCGAAUCUCCAAGGAAAAAACACUGAUUUACCGAGUGAACCUGAACAACCUGCGCGGCUACUACAACCAGAGCGAGGCCGGGUCUCACACCCUCCAGCAGAUGUACGGCUGCGACGUGGGGCCUGACGGGCUUCUCCUCCGCGGGUACAAGCAGUACGGCUACGACAGCAGAGAUUACCUCGCCCUGAACGAGGACCUGCGCUCCUGGACCGCGGCGGACACGGCGGCUCAGAUCACCAAGCGCAAGUGGGAAGAGGCAGGUGUUGCGGAGAGAUUCAGGAACUACGUGGAGGGCGAGUGCGUGGAGUGGCUCCGCAGAUACCUGGAGAACGGGAAGGACACGCUGCUGCGCGCAGACCCUCCAAAGGCACAUGUGACGCGACACCCCAGCUCUGAGCGUGAGGUCACCCUGAGGUGCUGGGCCCUGGGCUUCUACCCUAAGGAGAUCUCACUGACCUGGCAGUGCAAUGGAGAGGACCAGACCCAGGACAUGGAGCUUGUGGAGACCAGGCCUUCAGGGGAUGGAAACUUCCAGAAGUGGGCGGCCCUGGUGGUGCCUUCUGGAGAGGAGCAGAGAUACACGUGCCGUGUGCAGCACGAGGGGCUUCAGGAGCCCCUCACCCUGAGAUGGGAACCUCCUCAGACCUCCUUCCUCACCAUGGGCAUCAUUGUUGGCCUGGUUCUCCUCGUAGUAGCUGUGGUGGCUGGAGCUGUGAUCUGGAGGAAGAAGCACUCAGGUGAAAAAAGACGGACCUACACCCAGGCUGCAAGCGGUGACAGUGACCAGGGCUCUGAUGUGUCUCUCACGGUUCCUAAAGUGUGAGACAGCUGCCUUGUGGGGACUGAGUGAUGCUGCAUCCCGCUAUGUGACAUCAGAUCACCGGACCCCUCUUUCUGCACCUGCAUCUGAAUAUGUCUGUGCUCCUAUUAGCAAAACGUGAGGAGUUGGGGAGACUGGUCACCCCUGCCCACCGUGCCCCUUCCCCACCCUGACCUGUUCUCCUCCCUGAUCCACUGUCCUGUUCCAGCAGAGACGGGGCUGGGCUGUCUCCACUGCUGUGUUUGCUUCAUAUGCACUGAGUAAUGAUGUCUUAUUUCCCCUUUGAAAAUAAAAUCUGUAUAUAUAUGAA